UCGCUGGGUGAUGACGGAAGCAUGGUGCGGCGCAUGCGCAGUCUGCAGUUGUGCACGGAAGCAGCUGUGCACUGUGACAAUGUCAAAUAAAGAAGUAAAAUCGGCUCUAAAAAGUGCCAGAGAUGCUAUCAAAAACAAGGAGUUUAAAGAAGCCCUGAAACACUGCAAGGCUGUUCUGAAGCUUGAGAAGAAUAACUACAAUGCCUGGGUGUUUAUUGGAGUUGCAGCGAGUGAGCUGGAGCAGCCUGAGCAGGCGCAAACAGCCUACAGGAAAGCUGCAGAGCUCGAACCUGAGCAGCUGCUUGCGUGGCAGGGCCUAGCAAAUCUGUAUGAAAAAAGUGAUCAAGCAGACUUCAAGGCUGAGCUGCCUAAAAUCUAUCAAAAACUCAUAACGUUGUAUGAAACUUCAGAUAAAGUCAAAUGCUUUGAAGUAAGCAAGAAGUUGGUGGACAUCUAUCAGACAGAAAAGAACUACUUACAGGUGGCGAGGGUGUGGCGGCGCCUCAUUCAGGUGAGAGAGGCAGAGGAUGGGAUUGAGAACUUCGAGCUGGUUGAGCUAUGGAGAGAAAUGAUCAGGCUGCUCCUGGGCUCAGUGGAACAGCAGGACAACGAGACACAGCAACAUCUCCUGUCUGCUUUUGAAAAAGCUCUUCAGCUAACAGAAAAUGUGCCUAGUGAGGACCAUAAACAACUCACCCAAGAUUACAUUAAAUGCCUGUCAAAACUGUCUCAUGAAGUGGUGAAGAUGAAGGAGAUGUGUGAUAUCAUGCUGUCCCUCUACCCAAAAGACUCUUAUCCUCUGGAAGUUCUAGGGGAGCAUUAUUUAUUUCUAGAUCACUGCAGUGAAGAAGCCAUCAGCUGUUACACUCGUCUCUUGGAACUGGACCCAGUCAGUUCACUGGCCCACUUUGGUCUGGGUAAAAAAGCUCUUCAGGACAAGAAAUAUGAGGAUGCUGUCAAGAGCUUUGGUCUUGGACUGAAACGGAUGCGCUCCAGUGUCAUUGGCUGGUACAAUCUCGCUCAGGCUGAGCUGAAAAUGCACAAAUACUCUGAUAGUGCUGUGUCCUCCAGCCAAGGGCUGAUGGUGUGUGCAGGGUUUAGUGAAGACUGGACCCAGAAGCUGAUGAGAGUAAAGCUGGAGGCGCUGGUGAGAGCUGGAACAGAGCAGAGUGUAGAUGAAGCUCUGGGAAUGCUUUCUCAGAUGCCAGAUGCUAGCAACGAUCCUGCUCUGUUAGUGUUAAAAGGUAGAGCCUAUUUACAAAAGGGGAAGCUUGAAGAAGCCUUUCAGGUGUCUUCUGAGUUGCUGAGCUCGCAUCCUGGCUCUGUGGAAGGUUUAACCAUAAAGGGACUGACACAUAGAGCUAAAAAUGAGUACCAGCAGGCAGAGCAAUGUUUUACUGAAGCUGUGUCUCAGAGGCCAGAGAGUGGGGAGCUGUACUUCUUGCUGGGGCAGCUUUAUUGGAACAUGGGGGAAGAUACACGGAGGGACAGGAGCAAAGUUCACACUCAACUGCUGAAGGCUGCGAAGCUGGACCCCCAUCUUGGCUCUGUGUUCCGCUACCUGGGUCACUACUACAGGGAAGUGGCCAAAGACCAGGGCCGAGCUAGAGGCUGCUACAAGAAAGCGUUUGAGCUGGACUCCACUGAUGCAGAGGCUGGAGCUGCCACUGUGGACCUCAGCAUGGAGCAGGGAGACAUGGACUCUGCAUUAGCAGUUCUUCAGGCAGUGACAGAGAGAGCAACUCCUGGUUCAGCUAAAUGGGCCUGGAUGAGAAGAGGCCUGUAUCAUCUUAAAGUGGGCCAGCAUGCGCAGGCUAUUGCAGACCUGCAGGCAGCAUUGCGGGCUGAUCCUCAGGACUGGGUGUGUUGGGAGUGUUUAGGCGAGGCCUACCUGAACCGCCACAGCUUUACAGCUGCGCUUAAAGCUUUUGCUAAGGCCCACAUGCUGCAGCCCAGCUCCAUCUACAGCCUCUACCAGAUGGCCUCCAUCAAACAGAUUCUGGGCAGGAACAAAGAGGCGGCAGCGGAGUACCAGCAGAUAAUAGAAACUGAAGAGUAUGUGCCAGCUCUGAAGGGGCUUGGAGAAUGUCUUUUGGCCAUGGCUAAAACAGCAAUGGAGGACUACCUUGAUGGGAGAGCAGUAGACCUUAUACAAGAAGCCAUUAAGUAUUUGUUCAGGGCAGUGCAGAAGCGUGCAGAUCUCUCAUGUCUGUGGAAGUUGCUGGGAGAUGCUUGUACCAAAUGCAGUUCUGUUUCUCCUAACCGGAUCUGUGUGCUGGUGCCUGGUGCGCUGUGUGGAGCAGAGCCUUCAGAUAAGAAUCAUACACUGGACCAGAAACAGCUGCUCAGUCUUGGGGAGAGAUGCUAUGGCCGUGCUCUUAAACUGAUGGCAGAAGCCCCAAGCCUGUGGUGUGACCUGGGCCUCAACUAUUACCACCAGUCUAGGCUGUUUCUUUCCACAUCUACAGAGCAGGAUGUCCAGCCACUGCUGGAGAAAGCCUUGCAGUGUGUUAAAAAGGCAGUCAUGCUGGACAGUGGGAAUCAUACAUACUGGAGUGCACUGGGGGUGGUGGCUAUGACUAAAGGAAUUGAAAACUUUGCCCUUGCACAGCACAGUUUCAUUAAAUCAAUCAGAGCAGAACCAAAUAAUGUUGUAGCAUGGACAAACCUUGGAACUUUGUAUUUAAAGAAGGGCAACAUUGAGCUUGCACAUGAGGCCUUCAAGAUUGCUCAAUCUCUGGAGCCGUUGUAUGUGAACUGUUGGAUUGGACAGGCAUUCAUUGCUGAGACAGUAGGAAGCUAUGACACCAUGGAUCUCUUCAGACACACCACUGAGCUCAGCACUCAUACUGAAGGAGUGAAGGGUUAUGCAUACUGGGUCUGUUCCACUCUACUGGACAAGAGUAACCGAGACUCAGAGCUGUACCGCUACAACAUAGUCCAGAUGAACGCUGUCUCGGCUGCCCAGGUGGCCUUAACCAAAUAUACAGAGAGGAUUCAGACAGAUGCUGAAGCUUUUGUGAUGUUGGGCUUCCUGAAUGAACAGAUGCAGCUGAAAAAGCAGGCAACUGGAGCCUAUAAGAGAGCUGUGGAGUUGCUCCAGAACAGCCCACAAACAGAAGAACUCAGCUUUGCUCUCAGAGGCUAUGCUCGGGCUCUCAGUGACACAGAUCAGUGGGAGGAGGCUGUCCGUUGUUAUUUUUCCACAUCACUAGAGGAGCUGCAUGAUCUCACAGGCCUGGCUCUAGCUUGCUUGAGAGCAGGACGCCUGCAGGAGAGCUUUAAUUCCUAUGAGAAAGCUCUUGCAGUGGCCUCCACUGAGAAGGAAAAAGCCUAUAUACUAACAGCUCUGGCUUUACUACAGCACAGACUGGGGAACAUGGACACUGCCAAAACUUUGCUCUUUAAAUGCUCGUUGCUGAAGGAGCCAAUUCCAGAGAGUUUGCUGUGUCUGUGUGCUUUGGGCCUGGUCCAUGGAGAUGCCACCCUGGCCAGCGCUGCCCUCUCGGAGCUGUUGAAGCUGGAUGGAGCAUUGAGGGGCGCUGUGGAGGAACACUGCCUGCUCACUUGCACCCUGCUGGCCCUACAGGGCAACUACAGUGCUGUACAGAGAGAGGCUUCCCGGGCAGUGUUCAGAAACCCAGGAAAUCCGUCCCUCUGGGCGCUGCUGUCCAGACUGGUGCCGCAGUACUGUCCCACCAAAGCUGAUGGUGGAGCUGUGGCAGGUAGUGUGGCAUGUCAUGCUAGCAUGACUCUAGGAAAGAGGGCACUGCUGUACAGUGGAGUAAAUCAGUUGGCCUCAGGCAGACACUCUGGGGAAGACAGAAGGAAAAAUGCUCUAAAGACCAUCCAGAGAGCUGUGCUGCUCUGUCCAGAUGAUCCUGCGGGGUGGGCGGGGCUUAUGGCUGCAUGUCACACAGAGAAUGUAGCAUGUGCCCUGUCAGGCUCCUCCCCAUGCAGAGAGGGUCUAGAGAGAGUGCUUAUGACACUGGUGUCAGAGAAAGUGAAAAGCCUGCAGAGAGAGGAUGGGCUUUUGGCUCAGGCUUUGGAAGGCUGGGUAAUGCAGCAGACUGUGACAGGACUCAAACAGAGCGGCCAGUAUGCUGAAGCUGAAGCCCUGUGUUCACAGGUGUUGAGUGUGUCUCCUGAGCAUCCUGCAGUGUUCCUGUUGCUCAGGCAGGUUCAGUGUGAGCGCCUCCUGUUGUCUGAUGCCAGAGACUGCAUCCCCUCCACAGUGCUGGACCAGCUGAGUGCUGCUGUCAUGGCCAACCCAAACUCAGUGUCUGCUUGGCAUUGGCUGGCGGACGUGUACCGCUCUCAGGGUUUGCUGGCACAGGCCUCGGUGGCUCUGAGACAGAGUCUGCAGCUUGCCUCUCAGCUCGGUCACUACAGCGGGAAGCUCAGCAGCCUGCUGCGACUUGCCCUGCUCUCUCUCACCCCUUGCAUGGCUGGAGUUGGAGGAGUGGAAUGGAGCAGUCUUGUUCGUGAAGCCUGUACUGAGGUGCUGAAGCUGGGUCCGUGUCCUGUGGCUUCACUUUUCCAGGCUCUGCUCCAGUUCUCCAUCAAGAUGGGAGCCAGGGAGACACGGCGUCUGCUGGAGAAGAUUGUGUACGGAUCGAGUUCAAAAGACGUGAAAACCGUAGCAGGAGUGGCUCGCUGGUACCUCCUACGCCACCUUCAUGCCAAAGACGACCUGCAGCUGAUAGAUACCCUGAUGAUGGAAGCUGAAGCAGCAGGAGACUUCAGGCUGCUAGAGUUCCAUAAACAGCUGUACCCCUGAGCCUCACUGCCUCCCAAUCUCAUCUACUCAGGACCAUCAGCACCCUGCCAUGCAAGAGCCAAUACAUCAGCUACAUUCUCAAUCCUGCCUCCUUCUCUUUAAAAUGUCUUACCUUUUUAACAAGCAUGCCUAUGAAUGCAGCUAUUAGCUACACUAAAACCUUUCUAGGCCUAAUAAAGCACUAUUAAUGAGCUGAUCCCUUUUAAUUCACAAUUAUGAGAGUCCUUGGGUUUGACUUGUUUUGUGCCUAAAAUUGAGAAAUAAAAACUAAGAUGAUCAGAGCUGCCAUCAACUGGUAAUGGCUAGUAGUCCUAAAGCACUUCUAAAUACUAACACAGCACAGUAAAGGAGGCAAAAUGCUGCUUGUGAUAUUGCAUAUAAAAUCAGUACAAUAAGAGUUUUUGCUUUAAUUAAAGCAGACUCUGCCAAAGCAUAAGGCUUGUGUUUUUUUCCCCUGUAAGCUUUAUGCUGCCAAUGAAAUAAGAGUACAAGAGCACAAUGGCCAAUAGCUGUAUGAAAUAUGAGUGCACUUUCUCCUUCACAGCACCAGAUUCAUAUCAUCGAUCCAGAGAACCGCAGCCAAGAACUAUUCAACCCACAAUGCCAACCCCUUUCUCAUUUCUCCUUUUACAAAUGCUUCAUGGAUGUUCCACAGAGAUGAAAAUGGAUCUAAUACCAAACUUCUGAGAACAUCUCAAGCACUUUGAUCAUAUACCAAAAGAGACACAAAGUAGUUCAUUAUGAUGAAUUUUGUUUCUUUCAAAUUACAGUGGGCUGUAUGCUUUUUUUUUUUGUCCAGUAAAGCAAUUAAACAAAAGAGGAAAAACUGAGA
Pangasianodon hypophthalmus (striped catfish) is the source of this 5612-nucleotide messenger RNA. RefSeq names its product SKI3 subunit of superkiller complex (gene skic3). NCBI's taxonomy places the organism in Eukaryota, Metazoa, Chordata, Actinopteri, Siluriformes, Pangasiidae. The coding region runs from base 11 to 4780 and encodes 1589 amino acids. The transcript has 41 exons. The record is from RefSeq and is a predicted model, not a curated record. Gene Ontology annotation, molecular function: protein binding. Gene Ontology annotation, cellular component: Ski complex.